This is a messenger RNA of Elgaria multicarinata webbii, 3147 nucleotides long. It is a transcript of the gene C8A, whose product is annotated as complement C8 alpha chain. The coding region runs from base 150 to 1937 and encodes 595 amino acids. The transcript is spliced from 11 exons. Gene Ontology annotation, biological process: complement activation. The record is from RefSeq and is a predicted model, not a curated record. Gene Ontology annotation, cellular component: membrane attack complex. NCBI's taxonomy places the organism in Eukaryota, Metazoa, Chordata, Lepidosauria, Squamata, Anguidae. Gene Ontology annotation, molecular function: protein binding.
AGUAGUGUGAACACUCUAAAUGCAAUAUAGUGUUGUUUUAAAAAAACACCCAAAAUAACCCAGGAAACCAGCUCAUUCCCCAAAAGGGGUACCUGAAGGUUUCCAAACCAAAACUGAGAAGCAUUCUUUUUUUUUUUUACUUAAAGAAAAUGUUCUAUCCAAGUAAGAUUUUCCCACCUAUGAUUCUCUUGAUAGCUUAUCUACUCUCAUGUCAGGAUACAGCUGCAGAGGAAAGGAAGCUCACAGGGUUGCCUUCUCAGAGGUUGAGAAGACAAACUGGAACACCUGCUCCCAUUAACUGUAGGCUAAGCCAGUGGUCACAAUGGACUGACUGCUUUCCUUGUCAAGAAAAAAGGUACAGAUAUAGAACAUUGUUACAACCAUCCAAAUAUGGGGGAAACAAAUGUACUGGCGAUCUUUGGGAUACAACAGCAUGCAACCCGACAGGCGCAUGUGUCGCAAACCAAGACUGUGGAACUGAUUUUCGGUGUCAGGAGACUGGCCGCUGCAUUAAACGCCACCUUGUAUGCAAUGGAGAGCCAGACUGUCGGGAUGAGUCCGAUGAGGCUGAUUGUGAGGAUCCUGAAAGAGCCUGUGAUGAUCUGGAUCCAGUCCCUGGGAUUGCAAGAAUAGCACAAGGAUACAAUAUCCUAACAAGAAAGGGAGCGCAGAUUGCGUACGAUCCCAAAUUCUAUGGAGGCCAGUGCGAAUCUGUCUAUAAUGGAGAAUGGCGAGAACUGAAGUAUGAUGCUGCAUGCGAACGUUUGUACUACGGGGAUGAUGAGAAAUACUUUCGCAAACCAUAUAAUGUCCACUUCUAUCAGUUUCUAGCUUAUGCUGAUUCUGGCUUUUCUUCAGAGUAUUUUGAUGAUGCCAAAGACUUAUUGGAGGCCCUAAAAAAGGACAGUUCAAGCGGUUUUGGUGUGACUGUUGGCAUAAGCCCCGCCAACGUGCCUGUGUCUUUGGAACUAGGCUUUAGUUUUUCAAGCGGUCAGGGGUCCCUGAGAAAUGCUACAAACUAUGCAUCAAAGAAUUUGGGAUUUGUUCGCGUUCUUACCAGAGUACAAACUGCCCGUUUCAAGAUGAGAAGAGAUGGUAUAGUGCUUGAUGAGGACAUGCUCCAGUCUCUAAUGGAGCUUCCCAAUGAGUACAACUACGGAAUGUACGCCCGGUUUAUUGAUGACUAUGGCACCCAUGUCAUGACAUCCGGGACAAUGGGAGGCAUCUUUGAAUACAUCCUUGUAAUUAACAAAGACGAAAUGAGGAAAUCAGAAGUUAGACAGGACACUGUAAGCUCCUGUUUCGGUUUGUCAAUAGGCGUAAACUUUCAAUUUCAGGAAGGUGUAUCAUUAGGUGCCAAGGCGCAAUAUAACGACUGUUCAGCGAGCGGAACCCAGGACAAUGGCUCUGAAAGUAAAAAGUCAUUCAUAGAGGAUGUUAUUCCCCGGGUUAGAGGUGGAGACUCAGCAUCAAUUGCCCGGCUCAUGGAAACUUCAAGCGCCAAUGCAUACCGUUACUGGGGGAGGUCAUUAAAACUUAAUCCCACCGUUAUUGAUUUUGAGCUGCAGCCUGUACAUGAACUAUUGCGUAGGACCAGCCUUGCUCACAUUGAACCCAAAAGGCAAAACCUGAAAAGGGCUUUGGAUGAAUAUCUAAUGGAGUUUAAUGCUUGCCGCUGUGGCCCAUGCCAGAACAAUGGGGAACCCAUGCUGAUGGGGGGCACCUGUGUCUGUGAGUGCUCAGUGGGUUCACAGGGCCCAGCAUGUGAAAACACAAGGCGAACAGGUCAUCCAAUACAUGGUAGUUGGAGUUGCUGGACUCCAUGGAGUCCUUGCCAAUCUGGAUCUAGAAGGCGUUCAAGAUACUGUACAAACCCAGCCCCUUCAAAUGGUGGAACAAGCUGUGCAGGCAGAAAUGCACAAGCAGAGGCAUGUUAACAGCUUACCACGAGUGAAUUAAUGGACCAUUCUGCCAAACAGGAAAAUGUAGGAAUGAGCUCUGAUUCGUGCACUGUGCAAAGCAUUGGGUCAUAAAUACCUAUGAUAAAUUCAAUGGAAGUGCCCAGUAGGAGAAUAUAACAUAACAAAAAAUGUGAGGACCAUCUGUAUAUAAAAUUAUGGGAACUAUAGCAGCUAAUCUAGUUGUGAUGCACAGCAGAUUAGCACAUUAACUAAUGUGCAUUAUCACCUUGGUGCACAUUAGCACUAUUGCACACUUGCAACUUAGCAUAAAUGCCCCCUCAAAGUGAAAAUCUGGUCUGCAAGUCCGCGGAAUGUGCAUGACUCAGAAAAAGCCAGUCUGCUACAGAAUCUACAGGUUGGAAUCAUAAAAAGCUGAACUCAUUUGAAUCCAUUGUGGAUUUCUCCAAUAUCCCUAGUCCUGAUGACUCUGGGUGCUGGAAUUAUGAGAGAGGGAGAGAAAUGUCUCCCUUUCCACCUUCUUCACACCAUGCAUGAUUUUGUACCCCUCUAUCAUGUCUCCCCUUACUCACCAUUUUUCUGAACUAUGAUGUUCCAGACAUCGUAACCUUUCUCUGCGAGUUGCUCCAGACCCUUGAUCAUCAUAGCUGCCCUUUUUUCAAGGCUCUCUUUGUCAGACACUGCACCACACAUCCAGAUAUUGGGGCGGGCCAUGAGGCACGUGGACAUUGCUCACCAGAGGCACAGUCUGCCUCCCCACUUCCCAUGUUGGUUAUACACCAUGGCUUCCUUCCCCAGGCACAAGUGAACACAUUUCAAAAAGAAAGCAAUUAUUGUCCUUUCCCCAUGCAGUUAAGAUAGUACCCUUAUAGCUAUACUUCCUUUAAAUGCAAUAGAAUCUGCUUGGACAGCCUUUCUAGGCAAUUAGUCCUCUAUUCAAUCCCUAGAAGGCAGCCUUAGCUUUACAAAACAACAACAACCCAAUGACAACAGCAUUGCUUUGGUGCAAUAUUUUUGAAGCCCAUGGAGUCCCUGCACUUGGACCACAAUGCAAUGCAAUUGUUUUGGCAGUGAAAUCAAAGCUCACCUGUUAAUUCCUCAGACACAGUUCUGAAAAUUUUGGUAUUAGAUAUGCAUUUGUUUAAAGAAAGUGGAUCAAUCCAAAUAAAUAAAUAAAUAAAUAAAUCCAAAUGGUUACAAAUAAAAUAAAAUUAAAGCAGUGUCAGAA